AUGGACGAGACAUACUUUCUGAGCGUGCAAGUCCUUGCAUUCCGUCUAAUCGGAUUCGAUUUGUGGCACGAUAACGGCCAAAAUGAUCGUCCACAUAUCUCAUUUCUGGUAAUUGGCACAAUGGGCGCUUUUUUGGGUCCACUUUUCUUUGCCAUUCAGUUUUACAUUACCAAUGUGAGCAUCAUGUCAGAUGCAAUGGGCUCCCUGCUGGCCAUCAUCCUCACCCUGGUGAAGUAUGGAGUUUUUGUAUAUUACCGCAAGGAUUUUGUUCAACUUAUCUAUCGCAUACGCGGCAUACUUGAAAAGGAGAUCGCCGCCUGGCCACAGGCCGCGUCCAUUGUGGAGACGGAGAAUCGCAGCGAUCAAUCGCUGAGCUUAACGUACAUGCGUUGUUUCUUUGCCGCCUGUCUCUUUGCGGGAAUUAAGCCAAUUGUUAUAAUGGUAACAACCAAAGUGCGUACGGACCUCAUACAUCUGGAGCUGCCGCACUCGGGUGUAUAUCCAUGGAGCGAUCAGUCGUUAUUGUUCUAUGUGCCGACUUACAUAUGGAAUUUGCUUGCCAGCUAUGGAGCAGUAACAAUGUCAUUGGCCAUGGACACGCUUCUGUUUGCAUUCACGUAUAAUGUUUGUGCGGUAUUUAAGAUUGCCCAGCAUCGCAUUCGGAAUUUGCAACCGUUGAAGGAUAAACCGUGGGAGGAGCUGUAUGAGUUGGUGCAGGUGCUGCGACUGCAUCAGACGGGAUUGUUGAUUGCAACACAAUUGGGACGUAGCUUGAGGCCCUUGGUUUUUAUGCAGUUCUUUAUCACGGCAUUGCAACUGUGCUUUCUUGGCUUUCAGUUGGCCGAUCUCUUUCCCUCGCCGGAAUGUGUUUACUUCGUCUUCUUUGUUAGCUCCUUGCUCAUCGCUUUAUUCAUCUAUUCGCAUUGCGGCGAGAAUAUGAAACAGGCGAGCGUUGACUUUGCAACUGCCGUUUAUGAUAGCAACUGGAUGGACUUUGCCCCUGCCACACGACGCGCUCUCAUUGUGACCAUCAUGCGGGCCCAGCGUCCAUGUCAGCUCAAAGGCUAUUUCUUUGAACCCAACAUGGCAACAUUCUCAGCGGUGGUACGCUCAGCCAUUUCGUACGUCAUGAUGUUGCGUUCCCUCAAUGCCACGGGUCAGACGUAAACUACAUGGAUACAUAUGCAGC
Molecule: messenger RNA, 1189 nt
Organism: Drosophila innubila
Lineage: Eukaryota; Metazoa; Arthropoda; Insecta; Diptera; Drosophilidae
Gene: Or9a
Product: odorant receptor 9a
Exons: 3
Coding region: 1-1167 (388 amino acids)
Biological process (GO): sensory perception of smell; detection of chemical stimulus involved in sensory perception of smell
Cellular component (GO): plasma membrane
Molecular function (GO): odorant binding; olfactory receptor activity
Source: RefSeq, a predicted model, not a curated record